Messenger RNA from Penaeus chinensis, 563 nucleotides. Its product is annotated as ctenidin-3-like. The coding region runs from base 52 to 456 and encodes 134 amino acids. Lineage: Eukaryota; Metazoa; Arthropoda; Malacostraca; Decapoda; Penaeidae. The transcript has 2 exons. The record is from RefSeq and is a predicted model, not a curated record.
ACACAGUUGCUCGACUCUUCCUUAGCAGCGAAGAACUCCUCAAACGUUACGAUGUUCUUACAGCGUCCUUUGGUUUCAGCAGUGGGCGUCGUCCUGAUGUGCUGCUGCGCCUCGGCUCAGCACCAGUACGGCUCGGGGGGCAUCGUCCAGGGCGGCGGAGGAAGGUUCAACUCAGGAUCCGGAGGCUUUGUCGGGGGAGGAGGCAGCGGCAGCUCUGUUGUCAGAAUUCCCAUCACUGCCUCGGGGGUUAUUCCCAAUUACGCUGUUAAUCCCAACCGGCCAGUGAGUUACAACGUCGUUCCCAUCCCGAAGGUGGCCAUGCACACUCUGCCUUCUACCGGCCCUGUUGGAGGCCUUCAUGUUGGAGGUGGCCGUGUUGGAGGUGGCCAGUUUGGAGGUGGCCAGUUUGGAGGCGGUCGUGUUGGAGGUGGUCGUGUUGGUGGCACCUAUGGUUAGAAAAAACAAACAAACAAACUAAUCGCGAACUGAGAUAUUGAGCUUUGAUUUCAAUUGGCUAUGUUUUUGAUUUUCUGUAAAGAACUGAAUAAAAUUGGCGAAAAAUA